UUUGCAGCGGUAUAACCAGACCACAGCGUUCAUUCCAGUUUAGUAUUGGAUUUAUAAACACCAGCAUUAAUAUGUUGUUGUGCAUUUCAAUCGAAGUCGCGUUAUUCUGAUCAUUUAUUUCGGCUGUAAGCAUACCGCGACAGUAUAAUUUAGGCAGAUUGUUGGAGAGGUUCGGCACAUCUCGAGUUGUAGGAGAAUGUGGAUUUUAUUGACUUGGGAAGCAGGUCUCUUUGAAAAGAGAUGCCGUUUCUUGCAAUAUGCAUAAGGCAUCAUACAUAUUUCGAUGACUAUUAAAUAUUGAUUAAAGAUUUUAUUUUAGUUUCAAAGGAAGCUCAUGCUGCUAAAUAUAUGUAUUUUAUAAAUGUAAAACAGUGCUAUUUAUUUUCGAUUGCAAAACAUUAAAGCUCAGACUAGUGCAGAAAAAAGAGAGAUCCGGUUGAAAAUGAAAGAGGAUUUGAUUUUGCAGCCAGUGAAAAGAGAUUAAGCCGACAGCAGUGGAAGUUAAAUUGUGCUGCAUUUAAAAAAAUGGGCGGAUUGGUCUUUAGAUGAGAGAUUGGUACCACCUUCUAUUCUAAAAUAAAAUCUCCUUGGCAUGAAGUCACAGCCUAUUUCACAUCCGGUUUACCAGGGACAUAUUACUAUUGUCUAGGUAAAGAAACAGCUUUAUUUAGCUGCAAUCUCCGUAUUUCGAGUAGAUUUUGCGUUUAGAUGACCAAUUUACGGAGACCGGGAAGAGUUUAACUCCCCAGACCGAGGAAUAGUGAGCUCGACCUGCGCAAACUGAGCAUCAUCACCCGCUGCUCGACUUGAGCCUCCAGCUAAAAUCCAGCAGAUCAGAGAUCUAUGAGGAUUGUUCUCAUCGAAACCGUGUAGAAAGGUAUCUGUAAAAGUUUUAGUCAACGAUUCAGUUUGUGGCUAUUGGUCAUUACUGUAAGACUUUUAAAUUUCAGUUAACAGAGCCUACCAUGGGGAGAGCUGCUAUGUUCAGUCACUGCACAUGGGCCUGUCUGCUGUUAUUACAUGUGCUCUCUGGAAAAAGUCAUGGGCAGACACCCAAUCUCGAAGAUGUAAAGGACAACACCACAGUGUUUACAAGGAUCCUGGAUAGUCUUUUGGAUGGAUAUGACAACCGCCUGAGACCCGGGCUUGGAGAGCGCAUAACUGAAGUGAAAACUGACAUCUUUGUCACGAGUAUUGGUCCUGUCUCAGACCAUGACAUGGAAUACACAAUUGAUGUCUUCUUUCGCCAAAGCUGGAGAGAUGAGAGAUUAAAAUUCAAGGGUCCGAUGACAGUUCUCCGUUUAAACAACCUUAUGGCCAGCAAAAUCUGGACGCCAGAUACAUUCUUUCACAACGGGAAAAAAUCUGUGGCUCAUAACAUGACAAUGCCCAAUAAACUGCUGCGUAUCACAGAGGACGGAACACUUCUAUACACAAUGCGCUUGACUGUGAGGGCAGAAUGCCCGAUGCAUUUGGAAGACUUCCCUAUGGAUGCUCAUGCCUGUCCUCUGAAGUUUGGCAGCUAUGCCUACACUCGUGCAGAGGUUGUAUACAUAUGGACACGAGGUGCAGCACAGUCAGUAGUUGUAGCUGACGAUGGUUCACGACUUAACCAGUAUGACUUGCUGGGACAAACUGUCGACUCUGGGAUUGUCCAGUCCAGCACAGGAGAGUAUGUUGUCAUGACUACACACUUUCAUUUGAAGAGGAAGAUUGGUUACUUCGUCAUUCAGACCUAUUUACCCUGUAUAAUGACAGUGAUUCUAUCCCAAGUCUCAUUUUGGCUCAACAGAGAAUCUGUUCCUGCAAGAACUGUAUUUGGAGUAACCACUGUGCUUACCAUGACCACACUGAGUAUCAGUGCUAGGAACUCUCUUCCCAAGGUGGCUUAUGCCACAGCCAUGGACUGGUUCAUUGCAGUCUGCUAUGCGUUUGUGUUCUCUGCUCUUAUUGAGUUUGCUACAGUGAAUUAUUUCACAAAGAGAGGCUACGCCUGGGAUGGGAAAAGCGUUGUGCCUGAAAAGCCAAAGAAGAAAAAAGAAUCCCUCAUCAAGAAAAACAACACGUACACAGCAAGUGCAUCAAACUAUGCUCCGAACAUUGCCAGAGACCCUGGUUUGGCAACCAUUGCAAAAAGUGCUGCUCCCACUGACUCUAAAGAAGGAGAACCAAAACCCAAGCCUCCAGAAGCCAAGAAAACCUUUAACAGUGUGAGCAAAAUUGACCGGAUGUCCAGAAUAUGCUUCCCUCUGCUCUUUGGAACCUUUAAUUUAGUCUACUGGGCAACCUAUUUAAAUAGGGAGCCAGCAAUCAAAGGGUUAUUUCAACCCCACUAAUUUCAUCAGUUUUUUUUUUUGGAGCAAAGGUGUGUAAACUUUUCUGAGAUGGUCUAGUCCCCAAUUACUGCAUUGCUUCUAUGUCAUACACAAAUUUAAGAUUUUACCUCCAAAUUUAAAAAGCAGAGAGUCUAAUCCUAGGUUCUUGGCAAUGUGGUUAAAAUCAAAUGGGACGUAUUAGGAUGGAUGUGCUACUACUAAUUAUGCUACAAUAAUAUAUAUACGCAAGAGAAUGCUAAUCUGCAUAUGCACAUAGCCUAACAAAUGUUUUUUUUUUUUUUUUUAUCUUACUUAUGUAUUUAUUUAUUUAUUGCAUUAGACCAUUAACUCUUAAAUACAUUUAUGUAAAAAUUGUUACAUAUCAGAUAUAUUUGCAUGGACUGGUUUUUGUUUUUUUUGUUUUUUUCCUGUUUUGGUUUGGAUCACAAAAUGCUACCUUGAAAAUAAGUCAGAUUCUCUACCAUUACAUUUUAGAAACGAUUUCAGUUUUAUUUAAUUGUAAUACAUAAUCAAGAUAGGGUUUCUGCAAUAGCAAUAAAUACAUGAUGUCUCAGCGGAUACAUUUUAUUUCAAUACAUGGUUACAUUACAGAACUUUGAUUAUAGAACACUUCAUAAAGCAUAAUGUUUAUAGUAUUUUAUUGUAAAUAGUAUCCAGUGUUCCAGAUGUUAUUAUUAAGUUUAAGCUUUGCAAACACUGUAAUUAAGAAGUAUAACUUAACCCAAGAAAGAAGAAGAAGAUAUAAUUAUUAUUUUAUAUUGAAGUACUGUGUAUGAAAUAUGACAUUGAAGGUCAGGCAAUAUAUGUAAAGAGGGAGUAUUUAUUGGUUUACUUCCAAGCGGCUGUUGGUGUUCCUCUAAAUGCUAGCUUAUAAAAGUUACCAAUGAUGAUUAAAAAAACCAUAUACAGUAUAUAUAAAUAUGUUUUGAAACUGGCGGAGUGGUGAGUAAGAAUGUAAAUGUAAUGUUUAAUGUCGGAAUGCAUUUUAUAUUUAUAAUUAAAUCACUCUUAUUCUUUACAUUGGGUUCCACUUUCUAUGAGACCUUCCAAAAUGCUAAAGCGACCCUACACAUUUUGCCAAUUACGUGCUGUUAAUUAUUCACAACACAUUGUUCCAGUGAUUGAAGAACAGUGCCUUUUUACAUUUCCAGUGUACUUAGGAAUUGAUGCACCAUUUAAGGCAAGACUUCCAGAUUAACUUCCACUUGCCUCCCACUCUUUGGACCUGUCUUAUAGCAUACCAGCUACACAGCCUUCAAUUUGUGAUGCCCUUGUAAGUCUAAAGCAUGAUUCACACAAGACUAAAAAUCCAGUGUCCUCAGAGUUGGUCUAAAGCGGAGGAUGUCUAGUAACCUCCCAGACGUGGAUUAGUUUUUAUCAAUAAAAAUCGGUAAUUUCAAAAUGAAAUGUGAUGCUGUGGCCAGAGAAGGCACUGGAACCAGGUGUAAAUAACUAAUUUCAUUGUAACUUCUUUCCCAAAGGCUAGAAUAACCAUUUCGUCCCUUGAGUGAUAUGUAUUUCCAUACAUACAUUCAAAUACACUGUUCAAAGCAUCCAGUUGCCAAUUAUGUUUUGUGUUUUCCACCGAUUCCCAAUUUGGUUAUGUCCAAUCGUUGUGUUUUACUGAAUUGUAGAAUCUUGGGACAGAUCGUACCAAUUUUAAUAUUAUAUUAUUAUGAUUUAUUGUGAAGUCUGGUGUUGCUUUGAGGCAAAUGCCCCGGAAAUGCUGUAUCAAUUCUAACAUAACAGUGACAGUGUUGAUUUGCACAGGAGUAAAAAAAUUGAGUUUGAAAUUGUACAGAAGGUCCCGAUGUCCUGUAAAAAAAAAUGAACUGGGGUAAAAAGAAAUGGAUGGUUCGCACAGGAUUAAAUUUCACCAAUGUCGGUAAAAAUUCUAAAACCAAAUGUUUAUGUGGUGAUUGUUAGUCCUGUGCGAAUCGGGCUAAAGACAGCACAUUUUUGAUAAAUUAUUUAUCUAUUGCCUCUUUGCAAUAGACACCGUCUGGAAAAAAAAACUAAACCAAUAGGGUAGCACUACAUCCAUCACACCAUGAUUUCUUCUCUUUUUACAUAGCAUGCAGUCAGUCCAUUUUCAGAAAACAUCAACAGAAACCAUAGAGACAGUAUUCAAAAAAUGUAAAGAUAAAAACGAUUUUCAAGAUUCCGCUGAUUUGUUUAUUGCAUUUCCUUUUCAAAUUAUGUUAAUGUAGCACUAUCUAAAUGGUAAGGGCUUUCUGCAGCUUUAUGUUGACCACAAAGAAUGACAGCUUUAUAUAUAAUUUUGACAUGUACAUUGCUGAAAUCCAAGGAUUACACUAAUAUCCUUGGUCUUAAAACUUUAGAAAUAUGCUGAUAAGAGUUUCAGUAACUAUGAUCCACAUUUUUGAUGUACUGGAACUGGUCACAUCCUAUGUCGAAGCAGCACUAGAACUUUAAUGGACCCAUAUCACAUGAUUUGGUCCUGCCAAUCCGAAGUAAGAAGUAAUCAUCCUUGGAAGUUGUCAAGGUGACACAUCAUUUUCCGGUAUGGACAAGUAAUUGUUUUUCAUGUGUCUUAUGCAAAUUUACAGUAAUAGAGUCCAUAAAAAGCUGCACUUGGGAUGUAGACACUUGAAAUAUUAUGUAUAAAUAUAAAUGUAUAGAUAUUUAAAUUUUAACCUAUUGUAUGAACAUUUACUAUCAUGCGUAUAUAUAUAUAUAUAUAUAUAUAUAUAUAUAUAUAUAUAUAUAUAUAUAUAUAUAUAUAUAUAAAACAUUUAAAUUUAAAGAUUGUUUGUAUCAACCUGUUGGUACAUUUUGCACAUUAGCUGCAUAAUUUACACAAAAGUAGUUUGGUUUGUGCUAUGCAAGAACGGCUUUGAACCACUUUUUCUGUUCUUUUCUUAAUCAUUGUGUUUUAAUGAACCAUAUAUUGUAGACUGUGUAUCCUAGUUAGCUUCUAUACAUUGUUUUGCUAUGUAUUUAUUAGCAUUAAAUAGUAUUCCUUCAGCAAUGAUAUAUUUCAAUAGAGAAGUUGCUGUCACUCUUGGGUUCAUUGGGAAAUGACAAUGAAUGUUAAUUGCUCAGUUAUGCAGAGACAUGGCAAUAAAAGUAAAAUAAAUAAAUAAAAGGAGAAAUCGCUUACGACAUUUAUUGCAUUGCAGAGUUGAGAUAUAGCUAGAAAUUUCAAUUAUUUUAUUUCAAAGCAGCCAGAUUGCUUAGGCACAAGUGUUAUCACAUAAGCGAACCUGUAUAUUUUCGACUUGCCAGCCUAUGUAUAUCUCUGCUGUUCAUGACCAGAAUAAAUUUGGUACAUUUGACAGCAGCUAUUCUUCUUGGUAACGACUGAUUCGUAUUUUAUUGUUCUUGAUUACUAUUAUACGUCUGUACGUCAGUGUUCAUGCUUCACUCCAGAGUUGUGCCCUUUUUAUGUAACAUACAAGGCUAUUUCCAGAACUCCAGUAAAUAAUAGCUUAUAUUAUAGUUUCAAGAUUUUACACAUUCUGUAAUUGUUUUAUGCACCCUGUGGGAGCAGGGGCUUUUUGCAUUAGACUCAAAGUAAUGUUAAAAUUUGAACAAUGUUUAAUAAAUUCUCCAAAUGUAA
This is a messenger RNA of Acipenser ruthenus (sterlet), 5919 nucleotides long. Its product is annotated as gamma-aminobutyric acid receptor subunit alpha-1. Bases 966 to 2336 code for a protein of 456 amino acids. Gene Ontology annotation, biological process: signal transduction; regulation of postsynaptic membrane potential; gamma-aminobutyric acid signaling pathway. Gene Ontology annotation, molecular function: GABA-gated chloride ion channel activity; inhibitory extracellular ligand-gated monoatomic ion channel activity; GABA-A receptor activity. The record is from RefSeq and is a predicted model, not a curated record. Lineage: Eukaryota; Metazoa; Chordata; Actinopteri; Acipenseriformes; Acipenseridae. Gene Ontology annotation, cellular component: GABA-A receptor complex; dendrite membrane; postsynapse. The transcript has 10 exons.